This is a messenger RNA of Monoraphidium neglectum, 927 nucleotides long. RefSeq lists its product as hypothetical. The coding region runs from base 1 to 927 and encodes 308 amino acids. The transcript has 4 exons. The record is from RefSeq and is a predicted model, not a curated record. NCBI's taxonomy places the organism in Eukaryota, Viridiplantae, Chlorophyta, Chlorophyceae, Sphaeropleales, Selenastraceae.
AUGAACAAGGCCAAUGUGCGGCGCCUGGCCGUGCGCUGGGGGUGGGAGGAGGUGCAGCACAACGCAGAGAGCCGUGUGCUUGGCUUUGUCAAAGGGAAGCACAGGGUGAACGUCUACUACACCACCGGCACUGUGGGCACGUGCGUCAACUACCCGCGGCAGGCAAAGAUGCAGUUUUUCCGCCACAACCAGACUUUGGCGACGCUUGGCAACAGAUUCCAGGACCCGCGGGUUGACACAGGCCCCGGCUACUACCGCCGCCACAGCCGCACGCGCCCGGAACCCAGCCAGAACCGCGCCUGCAGUGGCGUUUGGGCGUGCCUGGCAAGCCAAGAAGCUGAGGACCACCUCUUCGAGCAGUGGGACAGUACGUACACAGUAGUGCUGGCGCUGGGCGCUGGCUACUUCCUGGUCAACCACGAUGGCAGCACUGCGUGGGACGACGUGCCCAUUGAGCUGCACAACAAGGUCAACGGCCGCCAGAAGAGCCGGCCGCCAGUGGACUAUGUGGUACUGGGAGAGGGUGACUACUAUUUUGUGCAGUUCGCCGACGGCAGCUCUCAGUGGUCCGCAUCAGAGGCCCUCUCCAAGGAGCUGCAGUCCCGCUCGGACUGUGAUGUGGAGCUGCUGGCCUUUGCGCCCGGCGGCGGCUACUACAUCAUGUGGGAGGACGGCGAGUCGUGCUGGCUGGGCCUGCCGCGGGGCCUGCACAACCAGCUCAUCGGGCGCCAGAAGAGCCGUGCGGGCGUGGAGUUCCUGGCGGUCGGCCCCGAGGGCGAGUGGUUUGUGCGGUUUCUGGACGGCGACUGGAGGGCCUGCAACCUGCCCACGAGGUGCAGCGACGUUUUGGAUGAGCUGGGAGAGGAAGGGCGCUCCAUCUUGAAGGUGCUGUUUGGGCAUGAUGGCAGCUGGGCUAUCGUCUACUGA